Galdieria sulphuraria is the source of this 670-nucleotide messenger RNA. Its product is annotated as V-type H+-transporting ATPase subunit c. Gene Ontology annotation, molecular function: proton-transporting ATPase activity, rotational mechanism. Lineage: Eukaryota; Rhodophyta; Bangiophyceae; Galdieriales; Galdieriaceae. The transcript is spliced from 4 exons. Gene Ontology annotation, cellular component: proton-transporting V-type ATPase, V0 domain. Gene Ontology annotation, biological process: proton transmembrane transport. The record is from RefSeq and is a predicted model, not a curated record. Bases 54 to 533 code for a protein of 159 amino acids.
AAUUGAAGGAAUCUUUGUUUUGUGAAAUUAAUUGGGUCCAGCGGAUUGGUACUAUGUCUUCCUGUCCUCCAGCGGCUUCCUUUUUUGGUUUUAUCGGUGCAGCAAGUGCUCUUGUGUUUUCAAAUUUAGGUGCAGCGUAUGGCACAGCUAAGAGUGGCGUUGGUGUUGCUUCGAUGGGAGUGAUGCGACCCGAACUGGUUAUGCGAUCAAUAAUUCCAGUAGUAAUGGCUGGCGUACUUGGCAUAUAUGGCCUCAUCGUUGCAGUAAUUUUGGUUGGACAAAUUGCUGAAACGAACUAUCCUUACUUUCUUGGUUUUGCACAUCUUGCUUCUGGAUUAGCGAACGGUCUCAGUGGUCUCGCAGCUGGAAUUUGCAUAGGAAUAGUUGGCGACGCAGGAGUUCGAGCUACAGCUCAACAGCCAAAAUUAUUUGUUGGAAUGAUCCUUAUCCUCAUUUUCGCCGAGGCUCUUGCUCUUUAUGGCUUGAUCGUGGCACUCAUAUUAAGUGGGAAGACCAGCUCUGCAGGGUGCUAGGAAUAUAUGGUUUCUUCUCUUGUUAUUUUCUGGUUGUCAAAGGAUACAUUGUUUAAAUAAACGAAUAUAUCGUCCGAUUUCUUAGUCGCACACAAUACCGUUGUGUGAAAAAGAAAUAUAAACGGCCCCUUCCGUCA